Hyla sarda is the source of this 3096-nucleotide messenger RNA. Its product is annotated as protein O-mannosyl-transferase 2-like. The transcript has 8 exons. The record is from RefSeq and is a predicted model, not a curated record. Gene Ontology annotation, molecular function: dolichyl-phosphate-mannose-protein mannosyltransferase activity. NCBI's taxonomy places the organism in Eukaryota, Metazoa, Chordata, Amphibia, Anura, Hylidae. Bases 1 to 795 code for a protein of 264 amino acids. Gene Ontology annotation, cellular component: endoplasmic reticulum. Gene Ontology annotation, biological process: protein O-linked glycosylation via mannose.
AUGACUAACCCUACAUUUUGCUCCCCUAGGGGCUGGGAUCAGGGUGAGGUGACUUGCAGCCCGUAUCUACGCGAGAGCCCCAACACCCUAUGGAACUUGGAGGACCAUGAGAAUGGCAGACUCCCAAACAUCUCGGUCUCCAUCCUGAAGCCGACGUUCCUGGAGGCACUGGUAGAGUCCCAUAUUGUGAUGCUGCGGGCGAACAGUGGCCUGAAGCCUAAGGAGCACGAGGUGACCUCCAAACCCUGGCACUGGCCGGUCAACUUCCAGGGUCUCCGCUUCUCUGGUGUGAAUGCUACAGAUUUCCGGAUCUAUCUUUUGGGCAAUCCGGUGAUCUGGUGGCUAAAUCUGGGCGGCCUGGUCCUGUACGUGGUGCUGGGACUGGGUGGUGCCGUGUCCUUACAGCGUGGCUUCUCUGUAUCCAGGGAGGUGAACGAUGUCUUCACCCUUCUCCUGGAGAGCGGCGGUCAGCUGAUGCUGGGGUGGCUGCUCCAUUACUUACCGUUCUUCUUCAUGGGCAGAGUGCUCUAUUAUCACCACUACUUCCCGGCUAUGCUCUUCUCCAGCAUGCUGACCGCGGUGACGUUCUCGUCCCUUCUCCGCCUGUGCUCGGCCGUCCUGUCCCCAUCACAUGGACGCAGGGUGUAUGCGGCAGGGAUCAGCGUUCUGGCCGGGCUCCUCCUAUACAGCUUUCACCUCUUCCAUCCUCUGGCCUAUGGCAUGGUGGGAUCUCUGGCGGAUGAAGCGGACAGCCCCAUGGCCGGACUGCGCUGGAUGGACUCCUGGGACUUCUAAUGAGCGACGCUGUAGUCAGGUGACUGAACAUAUGGAGCGGACCUGGGUGCAGUAAAUACCCUCACCGGGGGCUGCACCCUGUAGUUAUUACCCCGGUGGGGGAGAGGGACUCCUCAUGAGAAGUUGAUGUCACACGGCCCAGUGAUCCCCGCGCCUGUCAUGGAUGAUCGCACGUAGUUGCAGGCAUGUUCCCAGCGGUCUCCCAUCUUCCAGUCACGUCCAUGCAGCUGCUCAUCUAUUAACCCCUCACGUGCAUGCUCCAUCACAGGAUCCACCAGUGUUGACAUGUGCUCGGUGUCCUGGUUAUAGUGCCUGGGGAUGUAGCAGAGCUGAGGAGCUACACAUGUGACUGGAGACAUUACAGGGAUCACCAGCUGUAGUGCAGGAAUGAUGAGACUUGUAGUACCCAUCCAGCACCCGUUAUAGUCCUGACGUCUUAAAUCAGCUGAUGCUCUCUGCUACAGACUGCAGUUGGUUUCAGGAGGAGUGUGUCGGUGUGUGGGGGCCCCUCCGUUGCGGUGUGUGAGGGCCCCUCCGGUGCGGUGUGUGGGGCCCCUACGGUGCAGCGUGUCGGUGUGUGGGGUCCCUCCGUUGUCGGAGUGUGGGGCCCCUCCGGUGCAGUGUAUCAGUGUGUGGGGCCCAAUACAUUUCUUGGCUGAGGAGACCCUCAGUCUUCUUGCUUAUUAACCCUUGUGAUGCUGAUGGGGGGGGGGGGGGGAUGGCAUGGAGGCUCCUGCCUGUGGCCCGUGGAUGUGGUUGCCAUGGGGAUGCAGGAUGGGAAGGCGCAGUACAUUAGGAUGGACCAGAUCCUCACCGCUUGGGGACACCUAAUUACCCUGCAGGAUGCCGCUCCGGUAAUUGUACCUAACCGCCUUAACCCCUCGCUUUCCCAGCUGCUCCGGUAAUUGUACCUAUCCACCUUAACCCCUCGCUCACCUAUAUGCUCCGGUUAUUGUACCUAACCGCCUUAACCCAUCGCUCACCCGACUGCUUAUACCUAACCUCAUAACUUCUUGUUAACCUUCAGAAGAGGUGCGCCAUUCUUCUGCGGUUCCUCGAUGGUGAUGGAGUCCUGAUCUUCUGUCCGUAUCUUUUCAUGGCGCCCACUCUCUUGCCCGGUGAUGUCUGGAGCGGAGCUGCUCUGCGUGUUUGGGUCUCUGCGUGUUUGGGUCUCUGCGUGUUUGGGUCUCUGCGUGUUUGGGUCUCUGCGUGUUUGGGUCUCUGCGUGUUUGGGUCUCUGCGUGUUUGGGUCUCUGCGCGUUUGGGUCUCUGCGCGUUUGGGUCUCUGCGCGUUUGGGUCUCUGCUUUGCUCGUUCGGAUCUCUACGUGUUUGGGUCUCUACGUGUUUGGGUCUCUACGUGUUUGGGUCCCUGCUCUGUGCGUUCAGGUCUCUGCAGAUCUUUCGUCCUCGGUUCUACCUCUCCGGCCCCCUGGUGUCCAGAUCUUCUCCUCUACGUCGGGCUCCUAUAUAUGGUUCCAGGAUCUCCUCCGACCUCACCACAUGACCUCUCUGAGGAGAUCGUUUAUCCAUGUGAUGAUGCUUUGCCUCGGGAUUAUUUCUUGUGCACAGUGUGCGGGACAUUGAGUCCACAGUCUAUGGGACCGGCAGAUGGUGGAAUGUGUAAGGGGACUAAUUCAUGGGGACACCGCUCACCCGGGACACGUAGUCUGGAUGCUGGAGAUGGCUGAACCCAAGAUGGUUACCCACUGGAGUAUAUGAGAACCUGGGCUGAGGAUGGGGGUAGUAAGGGGUGUAUGAUGAUCAGGAGAGGAGCUGACGUCAGUACUGAUCCUCCCGGGGAUGGUGACCACUGUUUGGACGGCAGACAUGUCUGGAGUGAGGUGUGAAGGUUCGGUCACUGGGAUACCAGGAGAGAGGAGCUGAUGUUACUCCAGAAUCUCCCGGGAUCCUGAUCCCAACAUAUCAACAAGAUCAGUGAGAAGACCCCGAGCCUCAUCCCAUGACCUGUGAUCUGUUCUGCCCUGUGAGGGGACAUUGUCCUGUGAACUGCCGAAUCCUCUGCGGACGUUUUGUGUGUUAUUACUGUGAAUAAACGUGGGUGCCGUGCUCCCGUAGAGACGUGGGUGCCGUCUUCCUGUCUCUCGCUCUGUUCAUAUAUGAUCCCUGUCACAAUCCUCCUGUCUGCCAGCUGUCAAUCAAGGAAGUGUGUCCAUGACAUAGGUGAUGACGCAUGGACACAGCAGGACUAGUAUGUGUCCAAGCAGGCGGGGGGCAGUUGUCUGACUGGCUUUUUCUAUAUGAAAUAUUGAAAAUUUUCUAAUUAAAGCAAUUGAAAAACC